UAUUGUUUAUUGGUAUUUCAAAACAAAAAAAAUUUCACUGUAACCUGAUUAUUCAGCUUGAAAUAAUAUCUGACGAUAAACUUGUAUUCCUUCGAUUAUAAAUUGAUUCACAAAGAUUAACUGUAAAAUUUCCUACGAUGGAAUUUCCGAGCUGCCAAGUCAUUAAACGCACCAACAUAAAAGAUGCAGUCAGAAGUUAUUUUUGACGCAUGAAAAAAAAAAAUGCUUAAGAGCAGUACGCGAAUAAAGUAAAAGUCACAAGUGGUAUUUCCGUAUAAUAAAGAUCGAAGAGACAACUCGAUGACAAAUUUGCAAUCCCCCUGGAAUACCUUUCUCCCGUCCACUCAGCAUCCACAGUCAAACUACAGUGAAGUCCGUACAAUUGUUUUCGAAAAAUUCUAACCUCGCGUGACAGUUAAAAAACAAAAUAAAUUCCCAGUGACUGAUGCCAAAUUUAACAAAAACCAAGGGUGGUACUUUGCUGAAACAAUUUUGUGAAAAUUCCAAAGGGAUUCGCGUGGCGAGACGGUACUCCUCCAAGAUAAAUAAAUGCCGCGUUUCUAUAGUCGGUCUGGGGGGUGUCGGCAAAGGACUCGCCCACCUUCUCAAGAUGUACCCAGCCAAUAUCACAGAGCUCAGACUGUGCAACCGGAGUGACCCUGAGGGCAUGGUCCAGGAUCUCAGCCACAUACCGACUAACGUGAGGACCCUGGGUUUCGCGGGAGCCGAAACCUUAUCGGAAGGACUGCGCGAUGCGAAUAUGGUCAUCGUGACGACUGGGGUCCCGCGAAAGGGAGACAAUCCGAGAGAAGAACUCUUCGAGCACAACGCGAACCUCUGUCGAGAUGUAAUAUCAGCUUGCGCGAAGAAUUGCCCAGAAGCUUUACUGGCCAUCGUAUCGAACCCAGUGGACUCGCUGGUACCGCUGGCGGCGGAAGUCCUCAAGCAUCACGGAGCUUACUGCGCCGGAAGACUCUUCGGCGUCUGCACUCUGGACCUGAUGAGAGCCAGAUACUUCUUCGCCGACGCCGUGGGGCUCAGACCUGAGAAAGUAUACGUACCGGUGGUCGGAGGUCACUCGGAAAAGACAAUGGUCCCACUGUUCUCCAGGAGCAGACCCAGACUCUUGCUACCCAGAGAUCAGAUACUGGAGCUGACGCAGAAGCUGCGUCUCGCUGGGAAAGGAAUCGUCCUGGCAAAGAAUGGUGAGGCUGGUUCUACCUGGUCCAUGGCUUCCGGUGCCUGGUACUUUGUCCAAAGACUCUGUAGAGCCAUAAACCACGCACCCCACGUCGUAGCCACGGCUUACGUGGAAUCCGAGGUGAACAACUCGAGAUUCUUUAGCAACGAGCUCCUCCUCGGUCCAGACGGCGUGGAGGAGAAUUUGGGCUACGGUCCAGUGAGCGACCUGGAGGAGCAGCUGAUAGCCGAGGCGAUCAUCCAUUUGCAAAGUAGUAUAUCCAGAGGGAAAGAAUUCGUCGCCAAGUUCACUGAUGACCCUGAUGAAAAAUAAUGACAAAGCCACCGCAGCAGAUCCUAUGGGAUUAAAAAAGGGACGUGAAUCGGCUCAGCCCAGCCUGGCCCCAGGAAGUCAUCAAUUUGUCAAGCGCGUUAAAGAAACAUCGUAAAAUCGGCGACUCUCGCCGAGGCUUUAUUCCUUUUCGGAUCAGUCGGUAAUAACUCGUGGACUUGUCCGUUGAAAUUAAGCGGGACGAGGAGGAAAAGCGGAGAAAAAAUCUGUACAAGCCACAGGGACGGUGGGGGUUCACGGAAUAACUGCUGCGUUCACGGCAUCACGAGCUAACCCUACCUAAGACGC
Messenger RNA from Cephus cinctus (wheat stem sawfly), 1819 nucleotides. Its product is annotated as malate dehydrogenase, mitochondrial-like. The coding region runs from base 446 to 1513 and encodes 355 amino acids. The transcript is spliced from 3 exons. Lineage: Eukaryota; Metazoa; Arthropoda; Insecta; Hymenoptera; Cephidae. Gene Ontology annotation, molecular function: L-malate dehydrogenase (NAD+) activity. The record is from RefSeq and is a predicted model, not a curated record. Gene Ontology annotation, biological process: tricarboxylic acid cycle; carboxylic acid metabolic process. Gene Ontology annotation, cellular component: mitochondrion; cytoplasm.